Molecule: messenger RNA, 2687 nt
Organism: Sitophilus oryzae (rice weevil)
Lineage: Eukaryota; Metazoa; Arthropoda; Insecta; Coleoptera; Curculionidae
Product: sn1-specific diacylglycerol lipase beta-like
Exons: 13
Coding region: 382-2418 (678 amino acids)
Biological process (GO): lipid metabolic process
Source: RefSeq, a predicted model, not a curated record
UAAGAAAAAGUUUUCAAAUCGAAGAACCGCGGACAGCAAACGGACGUAAGUAGUACGGAUUAAGAGGGAGUGAAAUGCUUGACCGUAGCAGGCAAUCAGUUGGUGGUACGCUUUAGUAGUACGCCAAUACCUGUCAGUACUUGGAUUAACAGAAACGCGCGUUCUAGAUUUACCUACGGCGCGAGGUUAGAACAAUUUGAACACGGUAUAAACAAAGAACGGGCUAAAGUUAUGUGAAUCUGUACAGGUGAAACGAUAAACACCAUGUUAGUGUUGUUGUGUUUGUGUUGGAUAAACAGCUCAAUGGACGAAGAGAAGGCUUUGCUAAGCCUUUAACGUAUCUUGUUUUGCGUUCUUCAUUUACAGGUUCCCGAUUGCGGUAUGCCUGCUCUUCGCCUCUUUGGUAGGAAAUGGUUAGCUGCAUCGGAUGACCUUGUCUUUCCUGGAUUAUUUGAAAUUGCCCUUAGAGUUAUAUGGUUGAUAUUGGUAGUAUGCGUUCAUAUAGAGUAUUACGCGGAUACAUGGAAUUGUACAAAAGGAGGAGACUAUGUACGAGCUUAUAUUAUAGGAAUGAUGGUCCUGUUGUCACUUGUCAUCCUUGUCCUAGUGGCAUUGGUUAAUCACAGCGCCAAAGGAUCCAUCACAAACGUGGAUGCCAGAAAACUAGUUCCUUCCAUACUGUUGCUCAAAUUGUUCCUUAUCGUUCCCGAAGUGAUUCUCAAUGUUUUCGGGACCAUGUGGGCCUUCUGCAAAGACCUGGUGGUCUGCCCAUAUGAAGGGCACUUUUCCAGAACAGUCAUUGAAGCCCUUGUGAUCUUCAACUGGGCUCUAUUUGGUCUGGCUGUCUUCGGUUUAGCCAUGGUAUUCGAUCCACUGGGUUCCAAGCGAUACCACGAGGUCCAAGAGACGCCCAGUGCAGGAGAGUCCCUACGUCACAGGAAGGGAACCAGCAUAUGGAAGAGACGGUUUAAAUGGGCUUUUUGCUGGGUCAGAUCAGAUGAACAUGGUCAUGAAGCCUUUCAACAAGUUGCCGCUUUACUGAGUGCUCUAUUUCGAAGUACUGACCUGGUUCCAUCAGACAUUUUAGCUGGAUGCAUUCUUCUGCGAGUCAAACAAAAAAGAGAGACUAGAGAAAUGAGACGAAUUUACAUGCUAUCCGCCGAUGAACCAAAAUACUCUACUGAUAUCAACAAGGUGUUUUCCAUAGCACCCAAAUGGAUGAAUCUGGAAAACGCUAGACAUUUCCUAAGAUUGUCAAUGGCGGCCUACGGUUGGCCCCUGGUCAUGUACCUUCAUUGUGGAACUGGAUUUUUUCGACUGCUCAACAACAUUUCAUGUUGUUCGUGUUUCGGGAGACCCGAGUACACUUUGGUCGUGGAUGACAAUUGCUGCUUUUGUCACAUGGCCGGUGUCAAGUACAUUUCCAAAAUCAACGAGCAAGAUAUCUUGUUUGCAUCGUUCAGGAAUCAUGUUUUUGAACUUCCGUUCUGUGUGAUUGCUGAUCACAAGACAUCGAACAUCGUGGUGGCGAUACGGGGUUCCAUAUCUCUCAGAGACAUCUUCACAGACCUGACAGCAACUUCUGACAAAUUUGAAGCCGAGGGACUUCCACCAGAUACCAUGGCCCAUAAGGGCAUGAUUGCUGGAGCAAAUUAUAUAGCGAAGAAGCUUAAAGAGGCUGGUAUUUUGGAAAAGUCUCUGGCUUCCUAUCCAGAUUAUGGAUUGGUGUUAACAGGUCACAGUUUGGGGGCCGGAGUGGCAUGUCUACUGGCCUUCAAGGUUAAGCCCAAAUAUCCAGAUCUCAAAGUCUACGCUUUUGCUACUCCAGCUGGAUUACUUAGUAGAGAGGCUGCCCGACUGACGGAAAGCUUUGUAUUCACGGUUGGACUUGGAGACGACUUUGUCAUGCGGCUUGGAGUUGACAGCAUAGAAAAUCUGAGGACUGGAAUUAUCCAGACACUUCAUGCCAGUAGAUUGCCCAAAUAUCGAAUUUUACUGAAUGGUUUUGGUUACGCUUUGUUCGGUGUACCUCCGAGAGACCUGGAAUCAACCUGGAGGGACGAAAUGAUUCCAGAGACUGGAAGAGCUCCUCUUCUGCUAUCCAGAAACAUUCCAACAGUAGCCGCAUCGACAGAAGCAGCACUCUUAUCCAGAGAUUUAAGUGUCAGAAGGUUUUCAAAAACGCGCUUGUAUCCUGCUGGUAGGAUUUUGCACAUAGUGAGCAGAAAAAAGUCAAAAACAGACAGAAAAACUGGUAAUGGGGCUUCUAACUACGAAAUGCGCUGGGCUGCGGCUGAAGACUUCAUGGAGCUAAAGGUCAUGCCACGCAUGUUACUCGACCACUUGCCAGACAACAUUUACAAUGUGCUAGACACUAUUUUAAGAGAACAAAAAGACAAUGUUAGUGAAAUUAUUUAAACGUUAGUUUAUUUUUUGUGUAUUUGAUUGUAAUUAUCUUGAUUUAAUCUUCAAUCGAAUUUGUUUGUCUCUCUAAGAAACUUUUAAAUGUACAUAACGAAUUUUGUUUUAGAUUUAAGACCAAAUAAGAUAUUGUAAAAAGGCAUUUUAAAGUAUUAUCGGGUGAUAUUUUUUAUAAACAUUCCAAGUAGAGUAGUCUCCUUAAACACAUACAUAUAUAAAACCAAAUUAUAUUUAUAGAAUGAAUAAAUAAAAACACUGACUGAUAA